AUGACGCCUCCGACUUCGCACGACCCCGCAAACGGCUUCCUGCAACUGCCACCGGAUAUUCGCGACAUGGCGUGCCAAAUGGCGGCGAGGUUGGAACACCAAAUGGACGUGAUCGUAUCGAGCGGACGACUAAGAGCGACCAACAUCAUACCGAUCGGCAAGGAAAUUCUGGACCUCAGUUCGCUCUGCUGUUGCAUACAAAGAAUGCUAGCCGGCGAAGUCCCGUGCAGCAUCCCAUCACACGAGGACCUGGACGAGCACGUCAUGACUUGCAUAGACCAAAAUUGCUGCGGGUGUUGUUCGGUGCUGGCGCUGAUGGACCUUGAAGGAGAUGUGUUGCGGAGCUUUUCAGACGACGAUGAUGACGGGGUGAUGCCGGUGGAGACGCAAAACGCAGCGCUGAGGAUCGUGGUCCAGGAGGUGGAAAAGGCUGUGGCGGCCUUGAAUGCGUUAUUUCCCGAGGAAGGGAAACCAUUUCCGGACAUAGAGAGGCGUGGAAGCUUGGAAUCGCCGAACAACAGGCAACUCAGUCAGAGACUUGGUGGAUUGUUUGGGAGGGCGAGGAGGAAAAGCGCUCGUUCGCCAAGGAAGGCAAAGUCGGGCGAUGUAGCGAGAAUGCAGCUGUCCGGGACGUGGCAGGAUCUACCGUGUUACGAGGAGCUUUGA
Zasmidium cellare ATCC 36951 is the source of this 666-nucleotide messenger RNA. RefSeq lists its product as uncharacterized. The record is from RefSeq and is a predicted model, not a curated record. The transcript has a single exon. NCBI's taxonomy places the organism in Eukaryota, Fungi, Ascomycota, Dothideomycetes, Mycosphaerellales, Mycosphaerellaceae. The coding region runs from base 1 to 666 and encodes 221 amino acids.